CAAGGAUCAAAGUGACAUCUCUUUGAACUUUGGUGAAAGGAAACCAGAGUCCUCAGAUCAAACAGCAAAUCGAUCAUUUUCUACGAGGACAGGAACUUCAUGGGUCGUUCCUAUGAGUGCAGCAGUGACUGCUCCGACAUGUCCUCCUACCUGAGCCGCUGUCACUCGUGCAGGGUGGAGAGCGGAUGCUGGAUGGUGUACGAUCGGCCCAACUUUAUGGGAAACCAGUUCUUCAUCAGGAGGGGCGAGUACCCCGACUACAUGAGCGCGUGGGGCUGGGGCAACAACUGCAUCAGGUCCUGCCGCAUGAUCCCCAUGUACAGGGGCGCCUACAGGAUGAAGAUCUAUGAGAGAGAGAACUUCCUGGGCCAGAUGAUGGAAAUAAGUGAUGAUUGUGACUCCAUCAUGGAUCGCUACCGCUGGUCCGGCGGAUGCCACUCAUGCCACGUGACAGACGGCCACUGGCUCAUGUACGAGCAGCCCCACUACAGAGGCAGGAUGUGGUACUUUAGACCUGGAGAGUACCGUAGCUUCAGGGACUUCGGCAACACGAAUUUCAUGAGCAUGAGGCGCAUUAUGGAUUCCUGGCAUUGAAAACUUCUAAUGUAAAAAUCAAACAAUAAUUUGA
Clarias gariepinus (North African catfish) is the source of this 628-nucleotide messenger RNA. RefSeq names its product gamma-crystallin M2-like. Lineage: Eukaryota; Metazoa; Chordata; Actinopteri; Siluriformes; Clariidae. Bases 100 to 594 code for a protein of 164 amino acids. Gene Ontology annotation, molecular function: structural constituent of eye lens. Gene Ontology annotation, biological process: lens development in camera-type eye; visual perception. The transcript is spliced from 3 exons. The record is from RefSeq and is a predicted model, not a curated record.